Messenger RNA from Manihot esculenta (cassava), 1866 nucleotides. RefSeq names its product protein IQ-DOMAIN 23. The transcript is spliced from 4 exons. The record is from RefSeq and is a predicted model, not a curated record. Gene Ontology annotation, molecular function: protein binding. Lineage: Eukaryota; Viridiplantae; Streptophyta; Magnoliopsida; Malpighiales; Euphorbiaceae. Bases 236 to 1627 code for a protein of 463 amino acids.
CGGUCCGGGUGGGUUCGUGGAUUGUAAAAUUGCCUUGCAGCAAGGCAAGCGCGUAUCGUACAAAGUCCAUCCACGCGCGUCUAACUGACCACCUAAUUUCUGACUGGCUUAAUCCAAGACAAUACUAUCUCUUCUUAAAGCUGCUUCUCAGUCCCCAAGUUCUCUAUUCUCGCCCUUUCAGCGUACUCUCUCCCAGCAAUGUCUUUCGCUUACCACAUUAUUUAAACUAUGAGACAUGGGAUUUUUCCGGCGACUUUUUGGCGCCAAAAAGUCCUGUCCUUCGCCUGCCAAGGAGAAGAGAAGGUGGAGCUUCGCUAGAUCUUCUAAUACGAUUUCGUCUCAGUUCAACAAGCGUGAAGUUUUAUCGGGUCCGUAUGACGAUAAUUUGGAUGCGAACAAGCACGCCAUAGCCGUGGCAGCGGCCACAGCGGCUGUUGCCGAGGCGGCACUCGCGGCGGCUCAAGCAGCAGCAGAGGUUGUGAGAUUGACUAGUGUUAGUGGUGGAGGUGGAAGAAGUACUGCCUCGGGUCACGUCAGUGGAAGUAAUCGCCGGCGGGAGGAGGAACUCGCCGCGAUCAAGAUACAAUCAGAGUUUCGUGGUUAUCUGGCAAGAAGAGCACUAAGAGCAUUGAAAGCACUAGUAAAGCUUCAAGCAUUAGUGAGGGGCCAUAUUGUGAGGAAGCAAACAGCAGACAUGCUCAGGCGAAUGCAAACGUUGGUGAGAGUGCAGGCUCGAGCUCGUGCUAGCCGCACUCAUGUGUCAGAAUCAUGGCAUUCUACGGGCAAGUCUUCUCAAUCACAGCAUACUGUUCCUGCAGCUCCUCAUAAGGAUCGCCUUCUUCAUGAAUAUGGCACUAAAUUCGAUGGGCCCUCCAUCCUUAAGAGGUGUGGUUCAAAUUCAAACCUGAGAGAGAUUAGACAUGUAGAUGAAGCAAAACUAGGUUCAAAUUGGUUAGAUCGUUGGAUGGAAGAAAGUUUCUGGAACAACCAUGGGAACAUCCCAAUGAGAAAUCGACAUGUUGAUGACGAAAAGAGUGACAAAAUCCUUGAAGUGGAUACUUGGAAGCCCCACAUGAAAUCCCAACAAAGUAUCAGAACCUUGCAGGCCUCACAGCACGUUAUGGCUUCAGAUCAUAACAAUCAGUUUACAUCUGACUUGCCAUCAAUAUUGUCAUCAAAAGCAACAUAUCAAAUGCCAACGGUCUCUCCCGGAGAAGUUUCAUCACUAAACUCUCUAAAUUUCCCCCUCAGAAAAGAUGAAGCAGUUAUGAGGAACGUGGAGAGCAACCCCUAUGCGUUCUCUCCGUCAUCUAGACCUGGAAGUAGUGGUAGAAGAGGUCCUUUUACACCCACAAGGAGUGAGUGCUCGUGGGGCUUUUUUAAUGGAUACUCUGGUUACCCGAACUACAUGGCCAACACGGAAUCCUUUCAGGCUAAGGUUAGAUCACAAAGUGCUCCAAAACAAAGGCUAGAGUUUGAAAAAUAUGGUUCAAGCAAAAGAUCAGUCCAGGGGUUUCAUGACGCAGACACUAUGUCAGAAAGAGGCUUUGCUCCACAGAUCAACUUUAGGAACAAAGCUUAUCCUGCUUCUGGGCGCUUGAAUAGAGUAGGGGGCGAUGUAAGGUGAAAAUUGCCUGUUUUUAAUAACUUUAUGUUCCUUUUUUGCUGUUUUUUCUGUUUUUUUUUUUUUUCCAUGCGUGGCAGAAUGCUAUUGUUGUAAGUAAUUAACCAUGUUCUUUCAAACUUCUUCCUUACAGAAUUGUUCUGGGUGUGUCAAAUGGAUGUAGUUGCCCAAAAUUGUGAUUGUACUUUGACUUAUUACUGUCGUUUGUUUCUUAAUGCGAAAAUUGCUAUAUUUACUUCCAA